AUGUCAUCCCAUGCGUCCCCCAGACACUCGAGGGAGGGCACGCCGGUGCAGCGCUCCUUCGCGGAUGAGGCGACCGCUGCGGCCGAUCUGUUCGACCUCGCCGCCCCACCCUUGCAGCAACCCCUGGUGGCACGGCUUGUCCCGCUCUACGCUGGGCUUCCCACGCUCGACCUCCAUCAAGAUAGCGGAAACGUAAUCGUUGGCCGCGGCAAGGAUAUUUCCGAGGAUUACCGCAUCGACGUCAGCGACAAGCUCUCCGCGCGGCACUGCGAGCUGGUCGUAGAUCCGGUGACGUUGCGCGUGGAGCUGCGCGACUUGUCGACCAACGGUACCUUCUUGAAUGGCAACCGCGUCACAAAGGGGGAGCGAGUCGUACUGCAGAAUGGUGACCGUGUGGCACUGACGCGACCAGCAGACAGUGGCGCUGGUGGUGGGCAGGCACCAAGCAGCGCCGUGGACGACAUUGCCGCCAACGGCCGCGUCGACUACAUGUUUCGGCGCCUUAAGCAGGAGACCACGCGAGCCCGCAUGAGCGCGGAGUUGACGUGCCCCGUUUGCAACUCGAUUUUCCACCGGCCCUGCUCCGUGCUGCCGUGCAUGCACGUCUUCUGUGCCGGGUGCAUCAGCGGCUGGAUAGCACAAGGGGAGCAACACACAUGCCCCAAGUGUCGCGUGAGCAUCACCGGCAUUCGCCCCACCCAUCGCCUCCAGAGCUCGGCGGCGAACUACCUGCUCCGGAACCCGGCCAGCCGCCGCCCGGUGGAGGACCUCGCCAAACUGGACGCCGCCGACACGAUCCACCCGGUGGGCAUGAGCAUCGGGAAGCGCAGUCGCAGCGAUAAUGAUGACUGCGACGACGAUGGCAAAUGUAGACCGCACAGCGACAGCGGUAGCGACACCGUCCGUGCUGUGCGUCACGCAGCACUAAUCUUUGGUCACACACUGCCCCUCGCCGGCCCACAGUGCGCCGAGUGCGACACGCCGAGCCCCAUCGACGGCUUUCAGUGCCCGGCAGGUGGUCCACAUCUUCGCUGCUCGGCGUGUCGCUCCUGCUUCGCCGAGCGCCCGCUGUGUGGCCGGCCGCAGCGCUGCCACGUCUGCAACUUAGCCUUCUGCCACCUCUACAGAGCGGGUGGCUGUGCGUGCACCGACGGGACGUCACUCCAGCCCUUCAAGGAACACGAACCCUUCAGUGUGCUGCCACCGCAGACCUUUAGCGGCAACACGAUCGAGCAGGACAUCCUCUCUCACUACCUCGCCUCGCACAGCAUUCUUGUCAAGGACGUGUGGUCGGCAGCGCUGGCGAAGUUCGAAGGCGGAGAGUGGGUCCCUGAUAUGGUUCUGAUCAACGGCGCCAUAAGGCCAGACUCACCGGUGUGCCGGCGGUGUGCAGCGACGGUGUUUGCAGGGCUGCUCUUCGCGUACCGCCGUCACCUCGCAUCCGAUGAGCUGCCAGAGUCCGUGACUAAGCGGCCCAACUGCUGGUACGGGAAGGAGUGCCGCGCGCAGUUUCACGACGAGCAGCACGGUCAGUACUACAGCCAUGUCUGCUACCAGGAGAAGCGCAAGGAAUAG
Leishmania mexicana MHOM/GT/2001/U1103 is the source of this 1575-nucleotide messenger RNA. RefSeq lists its product as hypothetical. Gene Ontology annotation, cellular component: nucleus. The transcript has a single exon. The record is from RefSeq and is a predicted model, not a curated record. Gene Ontology annotation, biological process: protein ubiquitination; mitotic cell cycle checkpoint signaling; ubiquitin-dependent protein catabolic process. Gene Ontology annotation, molecular function: protein binding; metal ion binding; ubiquitin-protein transferase activity. Bases 1 to 1575 code for a protein of 524 amino acids. Lineage: Eukaryota; Euglenozoa; Kinetoplastea; Trypanosomatida; Trypanosomatidae.